AUGACUCAAAAUGAUGAAACUUUUAAAUUCUUUUCAUCGUUCGAUCAUCACCCUUUGACUGGUCGCAUUUGGCCAACAAAAGCAGGUCCACUUCGAGCUGUGCUACUGAUCGUACAUGGUUACGGUGAACAUUGCCAACGAUAUAGACAUAUGGCUGAUUUCUUCACUAAUUAUCAAAUCACAUGUAUUAGCUACGAUAUGCGCGGUCAUGGCGAAUCUCAAGGAGAACGUGGCUUCACGUCCCACGUGAAUGCUCUUUUCGACGAUCUUGAAUCUGUUAUUGUCUACAUUCGUCAGGAACUUUAUCUUUUUGUACCAAUCAUCAUCUAUGCACAUGGUACAGGAUCAGUGCUUUGUGCUUCUCAUUGUAUACGUAGAUCAUCACAACCACUCGAUUGUCAAGCUAUGAUUUUAAGCACACCUUCUAUAUGUGUAAAACAAAGUUUCUCCAAAUUUGUAAUCUUUGUUGCACGGGCGUUUGCAAAUUUAAGUCCUCAUUUGCGACUACCAGUGGAGGGUAAUCACACUGCUCAAUAUUCCAAUGAUCCAGAGGUUGUAGAAGCCUACAGAAAUGAUCCACUUGUUCAUGAUCGAUGGCCUGCCAGUACGUGUGCGAUGUUUAUUGAAUUAGGAGCUCUUUUGAGAAAGGAAAAUAUCAAUUUAUUUUGUCCGGUACUCGUGCAACAUGGUGAUGCUGAUAUUAUCACUCAGAUUCGAUACGUUGAAAUAUGGGCUUCCGAGCAAUUGAUCGGAAAUGUUAAUUUUAAAAGAUGGCCAGGACAUUUUCAUGAAAUACAUAAUGAUUGUGGCAAGGAGGAAGUGUUUCGUUUCUUAUUAGAAUGGAUGACGCAGAAUGUGUUCCAAAUUUACUAUGUUUGA
Molecule: messenger RNA, 879 nt
Organism: Rotaria socialis
Lineage: Eukaryota; Metazoa; Rotifera; Eurotatoria; Philodinida; Philodinidae
Source: the annotation of a GenBank genome assembly